This is a messenger RNA of Trichophyton verrucosum HKI 0517, 5370 nucleotides long. RefSeq lists its product as uncharacterized. Gene Ontology annotation, molecular function: snoRNA binding. The record is from RefSeq and is a predicted model, not a curated record. The transcript is spliced from 8 exons. Bases 1 to 5370 code for a protein of 1789 amino acids. Lineage: Eukaryota; Fungi; Ascomycota; Eurotiomycetes; Onygenales; Arthrodermataceae. Gene Ontology annotation, biological process: positive regulation of transcription by RNA polymerase I; maturation of SSU-rRNA from tricistronic rRNA transcript (SSU-rRNA, 5.8S rRNA, LSU-rRNA). Gene Ontology annotation, cellular component: small-subunit processome; t-UTP complex; 90S preribosome.
AUGGCGUCGUCGCUCGCCGCGCAACUGUCGCAAGUUGCGGCCAAAGCAACCCAUCAGUUCGACCUGAAAGCCCAGCGAUCGGCCCACGCUCAAUCGUUGAUAUUCGAGAAGAAGAUUGCUAGCACACAGGAUUUUGAUACGAUAUACCAGCUGUACUAUGAAGGGUUUCAAGAACUAUGCGCCCUCGAUCCUCGCUUUCAGCCGUUCCAGCAGAAUCUUUUCAGUGAGCAGAGCAAAGUGGAAGACAGAAGCCAGAUGACGGCCGCGCAGAAUAAGGAGCUAGAUGUUGUCAUAGAAGAAUUCCUAGCCCUGGUUGGUGGCCGGCUGCUUCUCAAUCCGGCUGUGAAGGCUGUGGAUUGGCUUGUUCGUCGAUUUCGGGUACAUGAGCACAAUACCCGUGCUAUUAUUCUCACAUUUCUACCAUACCAUACCACGCCUUUAUUCCUCAACCUUCUAUCCAUCCUGCCGGAGAACCUGACGUCUACCUUUAAAGUCCUACAUCCAUAUAAGCGAAGCUUAAUUCUGCCUACACGAACCUCCCUUGUACACAGUGCGUCGACGAAUAAGGAGUUUUUCUCUGCCUUGAAUAGUUAUGUUAUGCAAGUCGGCAAAGCUCGAGCGCACUAUCAGGGCCUGACUUCUUUCUGGGCUGGUAUUAUGACGGAGGCUCUAUCUACAAUGCUAGACUCUGCGCAAUCAGGGAGAUUAGAAGUCGAACGCCGAAAUAAGGAGGAUGUUUUGAUUCGUAUUCUGCCAACACUUAGCACCGGCCUGUCAUUGAAAAAGGCUCCAGAGCUCGUCAUUGCUUGCUACAUGCUGUGUGUUGUCUUGGCCAACAAGGGGUCUCUCAGUGACCAUGCUAUCGAUAGCUUGAUGGAGGCCGUAGCAGGAUCUUGGACCCAAGAUACCAUUACCUCAGGAAUCACAUGUCUUGCAGUGAUUUUUCAACACAAGGAACAUCUAAAGCUCCCGAAGCCUGUUGUUAAGUCAAUUCUUCGCCUGGAAGAUGUGGCUGAUGUUUUUGCAGGUCUUGCAGCAUCUAAUUCAAUAGUCCACUUGCUUUCUGGCUUGAUGAAUGUUCUUAUGGAGAACGAUAAUGAGGAAGUUGCAGCUAAAUGUGUAUCUCUUGUUGGCCAGGUACUCCAGAGUGAUAUAAUGGGCGCCGAGGACAAGACACAGACAAUAGUAGCGCUCCUGAAGACAAUCGAUGAAUCUCAUCGUAAAGGUUUUAUGUCUGAGGAAGUACGCCAGCUGUCUUCAGAUACGCUUGCAGCCUUUGUUGAAUCUAAGGAACUUGAUAUUGUGCUUCAGAGAGCAAUCUCCGAAUCCAACGUCGAUAUUAAAACUUUAGAAAUAACCCUUCAGCUCGCCAUUGAUAACAACUUGGGAUCUGCUGAAACAGAAGACGUUGAAAUGGAGGACAUCCCUGAAAACAGCACCCAAGAUGAGGAGUUUGCAGCUGCAAUUGCAUCUCUUUCCCAACGACGAAGUCAACAACCCGAAAACUUCCUUGUCGAGUCCCCUUCACUUCUAUUCAGCGAACUAGUUGUUUGUUUCACUCAAGCAACAACAUCCGCGAACAAGCUGGGUCAAUUCCUCGGUUUACCAAUCCUUCGCAGAAAUACCAGAUUCAAGGACUUGACUUACUUCUCUUUCUUCGUGCGAUAUUUUUCCGGCCCUCAUCCACCUCUAGCGCGUACCAAGGCCAUCAAUAUUGUUACAGCGUCUAUUCUUGAAUCAAAUGGCAGAGCAAUUGAUUUGCAAGCGUUAAUUCCAUAUGCUAUAUCCGCUUUAUCCGAUCCUUCAACGCCCGUCAGAAGGGAAGCGGCUGCGCUCCUGACCUCCAUCGACAAUCAAUAUUUUAUCCCUGACAUCGAGGAAGCACCCUGGGGCCAGGGUAUAAUAUAUGGUGACAAUGAACAGUCAAAGGCUGUCCAGUGGCUGCCUGGGAAGGACAUCCAUACCUUGUUUGACAAAGGGUUUAUGCCUAGCUUGGAGGAGUGCAUCCUUGAUCCCUCACGAGUCUUUGAAACAUUCGUGCAGACUGUCAAAGGAACUUCGGAGGAUGGUUCAGGGCUGAGAAAAUCGGUUCGCCGAGAUUUCUUCUCUUUCAUCUGCUCACAUAUCAUAAAUACCCCUCUCUUUGCUACAAAACUCAGACUCCUGUCUAUUGUCAACCGAAUCAGCAAAAUUGGGUCAACUGCCCGUACUCAAUUCUUGUCUCCCAUACUUGAGCAAUGCAGAACAAUUGAUUCCGAGAAGAUAAAGCGUAUUAGUACGCAAGAGCACGUUUCGAUUCAGGAAUUGGAGCAACAAGUUCUAUCUAUUAUCUAUCCAAAAGAUACGACUGCAAUCUCUACCCUUCUCUCACUGUUGAAGGACACCCCUCAAUCUACAAGGGCUUCAUUCAUUGGGGCUGUUUUCGAACGCAUGAAAGAUAUCUGGCCAUUCUUAGAUGAGGAGAAAGAGCUAUUCGCAUCAGAGACUUUGCUCGAUAUGUGUCUUUCGACUAAGCCCCAAACUGGUGACUUGGCGAAUUCUAGCAAAGAACUUCUUCGGUCUGUGGACUUGUCAGGUCCAGUUAUCUCCAAAUUCCUCAGCACAGUAACUUCGGCCUCUUUCAAUAUUGAUUCUCAGUCACCUGCUCCGAAGAGACGGAGAAUGAGCCAGAGCAACAUGGCAGUCAUGAGCCCUGCCAGUCGGGAAGAAGCGAAUAUUCCUCUUCGGAGAAUUUCGUUUAUUCUCGAGCUAAUUGAUGCUUCUCAGCCCGAAAGAUUCCCCGAGCUUCUUGGUGGCCUAUUUCAAACUCUUGCCAUUGUUCACAAGUUAAAGCUCCAAGUUCGCUCAGAAAUGAGCUACCUUCUUAGCCUCAACCUUGGUGUCCUCCUAUCUGUUGUCAAUAAAUACAAGGGCUCACCAAAGAAACUCGAUACUUCUGUCAUUAGAGCCGACCUUAUUAUCGACUGUGUUCGCACAUCUGAGAGUCAGCAGGUUCAGAACACUGCUCUUCUGCUUGUUGCAGCCCUGGCGACGGUAGCUCCUGAAAUUGUUCUACACAGUGUUAUGCCCAUCUUUACCUUCAUGGGUUCAAGCGUCCUCCGAAAAGAUGAUGACUAUUCAGCCCUUGUUAUUGACCAGACCAUUGAUCAAGUUAUUCCUCCUCUGGUUCGCUCCCUCCGAGUCCAAAAGAGGGAUGUGGUUACAGGAACAUCUGAGCUACUAUUGUCUUUCACCACUGCAUAUGAACAUAUUCCCUCAUAUCGCCGCCUCAGGCUAUUUGAGUCUCUCGUGAACAAACUUGGGCAGGAGGACUUCCUCUUUGCUGUUCUGGCCAUGCUAGCCACCAAGUACGGCAUGGAUCGGGAUGUCCUGGUCACUAUGACUGCUCUUGCGUCUAAUGCGGAGGCUCAACUUCAGCUUACGCCAAAGCCAACCAUCUCCCGCAUUCUCCUUGGUAUUGGAAGUGAGGAUGGAAGAGAGCCCCAUAAAGUUGCCGUUGAUUUACUUCAGACGCUCUCUCAUCUGCUCAAAUUUACCUCCCUUGGUAAUAAGAUGGUUCAGUACUUCGAGUCUGACGAUACAGAAGAUGCCAAGAAGGUGCACAGUCUAUUUUCUGGUAUGCUGGAACGUCUCCUGGCCUUAGGCGAAUCUGUUCGUUCCAUUAGAGCCAUAAAUAUCGCCUGUGGUGAUGCUCUUGCUACUUUGCUAGGCACUCUAUCUCUUGUUGAUUUCAUUGACACGAUUGAGGUUCUACUGCAAAGGCCAAAGGAUGACCUCCGCAGACAAGUCCUCAGGCUACUUGAGAAUCGUCUUGACAAUAGCAACGAUAGAGAUACAGCAUCCCAAUCGAAGGCUCUCUCUUUCCUGUCUGUUCUUGUCGGAAUUGUCGAAACGUCUCCCGAUAUAUUAUUGAAACAUGCGGCUGUCGCCUGUAUGGAAAAGAUUUCAGAGAAGUACGGGAAGAAGAAUCCAGAAAAGGUCGUUGAGUCAGCGAUCGUGGUCGCCGGCGACAAGUGUAUGGGGCUCGCAGACAAUCGCAUCCGUAUCAUCGGUGCAUUGUGCCUUGCAUCUAUGACGGAGGUCAUUGCGGAUGCAAUAAUCCCUGUACUACCUACCGCACUCCCUCGCUCCUUGGAUCUACUACAAAGCAGUAUUCAGGCCAAGGAACAAAACCCAGAGCUACACGAUGCCAUAUACUCGCUACUUUCAGCACUAUUCGUUCACAUUCCUUACAUGAUCUCGUCAGAGGACUUGGACAAAGUUCUAUGCCUUUCUUCAAGCUCAGCCCACGCUAGCUUGUCGGAAGAUUGUAACAUCAAUCGACAAGAGGCCCUUCAGCUAUUGGCAAAACGUGUGGAUGCGAAGGAAGUAUAUAAUGCAGUUGAACGCAAUUGGGACUUCUCAGUAUCGAACGGGUCAAAGGCCGCCAAAGAAACCCUCGAGGUUGUCAAGCUAUCGAUUGAGAAACACUCUAAGUCGGAUACUAUCAAGAAUGUUCCUGCACUCUCGAGGUUGCUGUGGAAAGUAUUAGACUUCCGAAGAGCUCAACUCAGCUUACCCGCUAGCGAUAGAUUUGAGGGACACCAGGUUGAUGACAUAGAGUCUUCCAUCAACGACCUAACGAUUAAAAUGAUAUAUAAACUGAAUGAUACCAUAUUCCGUCCGCUCUUCACGCAACUCACUGAGUGGGCUACAGCGGAGCUAGACAAGUCUGAUUUGCCUGGCAGACAAGCAAGACUGACGACAUUCUACAAGUUUCUUGAAACUUUCUUUGGUACCCUCAAGUCCAUCGUUACCGGUUAUUCCAGCUAUAUCAUUGAAAACGUUGUCGACAUACUGAAGAACGUCCGACCGAAUGUAAAAGAAAAUCAGACCUUAUGGACAGCUGUAAUGCGAACACUCCGGAACUCAUUCGAGCAUGACCAGGAUGAAUUCUGGCAAUCACCUAGUCACCUCAGCUCAAUUUCCAGUCACCUUAUCAGCCAACUCUCCAUUGCCAACAGCAAAGCAUCCUUCAAGUUGGUUACAGCCGAAGCAACCCCAGCUAUUGUCGCUCUCGCGAUUGCAGCGGAUUCCCCUGAUAACCAAAAGGAAUUGAACACUCAUAUUAUGAAAUAUAUGCGUGCUAGUGGUGGCAAUGCUGAUUCUUGCAAAGGAGUAAACCCAUUUACUCGGCUUGCGGCGGUCAAGUGCGAGCAAAGCCUGACUGAAGAGCUCGGCGAAGAGUGGCUUGCUUUGCUACCUGAAAUGCUACCCUUUAUCAGCGAAUUGAUGGAGGAUGAUGAUGAAAAUGUCGAGAAAGAGGUCAGGAAAUGGGUUCUCAUGAUCGAAGAUAUCCUAGGAGAGAAGUUGGAUGAUAUGCUUGCAUAA